UGGGCUAUAAAUUCAUUUGUUAUAACGACAAAUUUUUCUUUGUGUGUGAUGUGUUAUUUGAUCAUUGAAUAGAAAUAUGGAAGAAUGUUCGAUUUUGAUUGGAUCCGAAUCAAUUUGUCCUCGGCAAUUGGCUCGAAUGAAAAAAGAAAAUCUUCAUUGUCUUAUUCAUUCCGAGCAAAUGCAACUUGAUAUUUUGAAUAAUUCGCUAUGUGAAAAUCAAGAUAUUAUCAUUGAUAAAUGUAUUAAAUUUAAACGUAGCCUUUAUCAUGGUCAUUAUUCGGAUGUAUAUUUGAUUCGAUCGAAAAUUCAAUUUGCAACAAAAAUUUUACGUAAAAAUUUUGUUGCCAAAAUUGUUAAUGUUGAUUGGUGUCCUAAAUAUUCUAAUUAUGAAAAUGAAAUUCAAGUUUGUAAUUUUAUCAAGGAUAAUCCACAUCCAAAUCUAAUCGAAAUUAUCAAUGUUUUACAAUUUGAAAGAUUUACAACAAUAUUAAUGCCAUAUGGUGGUAAAGAAAAUCUUGCUGAAUUUCUUAAAUGUCAACCAGAUCAUAAAAUUACAUUAUCAAUGGUAAAAUAUUUAUUUUUCAAACAAUUAUUAAUGGCAGUCAAUUAUUUACACAUUAAUCAUAUACCACAUAUUGAUAUUUUGAAUAAUAAUCAACAACAACAAGCACUUUGUUCAAGUCAUAAAGGUGUAUUAGAAUAUAUGGCACCUGAAUUACUUGCAAAUUGUUUAUUUUAUGAUGCAUAUAAAACUGAUGUUUAUUCAUUGGGUGUUUUACUUUAUCUACUUAUAUAUGGUCAUUGUCCAUUUGAACUUGAUAAUAAUUUAAAAUCUGAACAAUCAUUUGAACAGAAUUUAUAUUAUUUUCGAAAAAUCAAACAACAACCAAUUCAAUUUCCUAAUGAAUCAUUUUUAGAAGAUAAUCAUCAUCAUCAUCAACAUCAUAAAGAUUUACUUGUACAAAUGUUAAAUAUAAAUCCAAUACAACGACCAUCGAUCAAAGAAAUUAUUUCAACUUACCAUAUUUACUUCGGAAAUUGA
Dermatophagoides pteronyssinus (European house dust mite) is the source of this 1042-nucleotide messenger RNA. Its product is annotated as putative serine/threonine-protein kinase fhkD. Gene Ontology annotation, cellular component: nucleus; cytoplasm. Gene Ontology annotation, molecular function: ATP binding; protein serine/threonine kinase activity. The record is from RefSeq and is a predicted model, not a curated record. Gene Ontology annotation, biological process: mitotic DNA damage checkpoint signaling; protein phosphorylation. Lineage: Eukaryota; Metazoa; Arthropoda; Arachnida; Sarcoptiformes; Pyroglyphidae.